CCCCCGGGCCAGCCCCCCGCUCCCUAUUGGUCCUCCGGGGAAACGCUGCGGGGCGCCUCUGUCCCCGCUGCAGAGCCCCGGCCGGGGCCAGCGGGCGGGGUUUGCCGGGGCCGCUGUCGGUCAGGUCCGCGGUCCCUGACAGCUCAGGGAGCCUCCCGCGCGGCCGCGGCGCCCGCCACCCACGCACCUCCCGCGCCGCGCCCGCUUCAGCUCCAACCGCCCCCAGCUCCUGGCCCCGCGCCGCCGAGUCCGUGAGCCGGGCUCGCCACGAAGAGCUCCGGGAUCAUCCAGUGAAAAUAAUAUUGCCCCUAACAUAUCUGGAACAUCAGCCUCAGAACCACUGCCCAUGGUUAUUCAACGUCUUCAGGCCUCACAGGAUGAGGGUGAAUCAGCACCUGCCAAACUUUUGAGACAGCUCACGGCUUAGAGGAAGCCUCAUCUAAAUAAAGGCCGGCUAAAGUGACAUUGCAGGGAUUUAAUCCUUCUCUGGCAGCCCGUGUGACCAGAAGGCUGAUUUGCAAGUUUCCACUCUCCUAGGGUCCAGAUCACUGGGUCUCGGGGGCCCUGAGGCUGGCCAGCAGGAGAAGUGCAAAAUGAAGGAGGUCAGAAGGGAACGGCAGCAGCAGGGACCCGGGGGCCUCCACGGGGCUCUUAUAUACCACAAUGAAAUAUUCUCCGGCCAUCAAAGGAAAUAGCAAACUGGAGGCUUUGUCUUGGGACGCAGCCACCUUCCACAGAGCAUCAGACUGCAUGGUGGGCCAGAAAGUUCCUGGAGCCUGAGCCGGAGAGUGGUUAUGGUAAUUGGAUGUGCGGGCCUAUACAGUGAGAGCUGGGAAGUGCCACGUGAGGGAAGGUGGGAAAUGUCUUGAGUGAGGUGGGUGGCUCCUGGCCUGGCUGGGCAGACUCUGCUGGCCCGUGUGCCUCUGCCCCCCUCAGACCAAGAAGGGGUCUGCUCAUCAAGGAGCCUACCCAGAUCUGCAGGCCAGCUGUCACAGACACGGGGCUCUGGCAGGCCCUAACUCCCAUCUCCCAUCCCCCGGGCCCUUGGCACUGCUCCCCGAGCCUGCCUUCGAUUGGUGCCCUUGGCCGAGACGGAGAUGUGAGCCUGGGGUGGACGAUGACUGCAGUGUACGUGAAUGGAGGCGGCCUGGUAACCCCCCACUAUGCCAGGUGGGAGCGGCGGGAUAGCGUGGAAAGUGGCUGUCAGACGGAGUGCAGCAAGGAGGAUGAGGGGCAGCCCCGCCAGCUGACACCCUUCGAGAAGCUGACCCAGGACAUGUCCCAAGAUGAGAAGGUGGUGAGAGAGAUCACGCUGGGGAAACGUAUUGGCUUCUACAGAAUCCGAGGGGAAAUUGGAAGUGGGAACUUUUCCCAAGUCAAGCUCGGGAUUCACUCCCUAACUAAAGAAAAGGUGGCCAUUAAGAUCCUGGACAAGACCAAGCUGGACCAGAAAACCCAAAGGCUACUGUCCCGUGAAAUUUCCAGCAUGGAAAAACUGCACCAUCCCAACAUCAUCCGUCUGUAUGAAGUGGUGGAGACCCUAUCCAAGCUCCACUUGGUGAUGGAGUAUGCAGGGGGUGGGGAACUCUUUGGGAAAAUCAGCACUGAAGGGAAACUCUCAGAGCCAGAAAGCAAGCUCAUCUUCUCCCAGAUUGUGUCUGCCGUGAAGCACAUGCAUGAGAACCAAAUUAUUCAUAGAGACCUGAAAGCAGAAAACGUGUUUUAUACCAGUAAUACUUGUGUGAAGGUGGGUGAUUUUGGAUUCAGCACAGUAAGUAAAAAAGGCGACAUGCUCAACACUUUCUGCGGGUCGCCUCCCUACGCGGCGCCCGAGCUUUUCCGAGACGAGCAUUAUGUCGGCAUUUAUGUGGACAUCUGGGCCUUGGGGGUGCUUCUGUACUUCAUGGUGACCGGCACCAUGCCGUUUCGGGCAGAGACUGUGGCCAAGCUGAAGAAGAGCAUCCUGGAGGGCACAUACAGCGUGCCUCCGCACGUGUCCGAGCCCUGCCUCCGCCUCAUCCGGGGCGUCCUUCAGCCUGUACCCACCGACAGGCACGGCAUCGAUUCCAUCAUGAGCAAUGAGUGGAUGCAAGGGGUGCCGUACCCCACCCCUCUGGAGCCUUUCCAACUGGAUCCCAAACAUUUGUCUGAAACCAGCACCCUCAAGGAAGAAGAAAACGAGGUCAAAAGCACUUUAGAACACUUGGGUAUUACAGAAGAGCACAUUCGAAACAACCAAGGGAGAGAUGCCCGAAGCUCCAUUACAGGGGUCUAUCGGAUCAUUUUACAUAGAGUCCAAAGAAAAAAGGCUUUGGAAAGUGUCCCGAUAAUGAUACUACCUGACCCGAAAGAAAGGGACCUGAAGAAAGGGUCCCGUGUCUAUAGAGGCAUAAGACACACAUCUAAGUUUUGUUCAAUUUUAUAAAUUGCAUUAACUGCUGAUAAUUAACCAAGAGCAUUGUUGCUGCUUUUAAAUUUUUUCAUGGACAACCUGGGUGGAGACAUUUUUGUAAUUUUUAAAUAAAUUUAAAUUUAAGAUCUGCAUUUUCCCCCCAGAAAA
This is a messenger RNA of Neofelis nebulosa (Clouded leopard), 2560 nucleotides long. RefSeq names its product NIM1 serine/threonine protein kinase (gene NIM1K). Gene Ontology annotation, biological process: intracellular signal transduction; protein phosphorylation; microtubule cytoskeleton organization. Gene Ontology annotation, molecular function: ATP binding; protein serine/threonine kinase activity; tau-protein kinase activity. Bases 1118 to 2425 code for a protein of 435 amino acids. Lineage: Eukaryota; Metazoa; Chordata; Mammalia; Carnivora; Felidae. The record is from RefSeq and is a predicted model, not a curated record. The transcript is spliced from 5 exons. Gene Ontology annotation, cellular component: cytoplasm.